ACAGUGAAAUGAUUAUCAUUGGUCAACUUGCAAUAAGCGCACGCGCUUUGACAGAGCUCCUAAUUUCGUGUCUUAAGCCUACUUAGCUUUUUAAAAAUUAAGAUGGAUGUUGGCGAAUUGUUGUCUUUUAAGCCAGCCAAAGAACCCAAACGCAGACAUCCAGAUGAUGAAGAUUAUGAUGAUAUACCUGAUGUUCGAAGUAAGUCUAGAAGGCUAUCUGGACUCCCAGAUCCAGCACAUAUUGAUAGAAGACAAUUAAAAACCUAUCCAACACCAGGAAUUCCUCAGAGUGUGGAUGUUGAAAAAGUAAUUUUAAGUAAGCAGAUUCCAGAUGAUGAAGAUUUAGAGACUGAAACACUGGAUGAGACAGCUCUGAAAAAGUUAAUUUUGUCAUUUGAGAAAAGAGUGUUGAAAAAUCAAGAACUUCGGAUAAAGUUUCCAGAUAUGCCUGAAAAAUUUAUGGACUCUGAGAUUGAGUUGAAUGAUGUCCUUCAUGAGAUGCAUGUUAUUGCCACUCAACCAGAUCUCUAUCAUAUAGUAGUUGAACUAAAUGCAGUUCCUAGUUUACUUGGCCUUUUGAAUCAUGAAAACUCAGAUAUUACUAUAGCUGUGGUAGAUCUCAUUCAAGAAAUUACAGAUGUUGAUGCACUUCAUGAGAGCCAAGAGGGUGCAGCCACUCUGAUUGAUGCUUUACUAGAUGGACAGGUUGUAGCAUUGUUAGUACAGAAUUUAGAAAGGUUAGAUGAAACAGUUAAGGAAGAAUCUGAAGGAGUCCACAACACCUUAGGCAUAGUCGAAAACCUUACAGAGCUCAAACCAGAUAUCUGUGCUGAAGCUGCUCAACAAGGACUUAUGCAGUGGCUUUUGAAAAGGCUUAAGACAAAGAUGCCCUUUGAUGCUAAUAAGCUAUAUUGUAGUGAAAUUUUAUCUAUUUUGCUUCAGAAUCAAGAUGAGAAUCGAAAAUACUUAGGAGAACUAGAUGGAAUUGAUAUUUUACUUCAGCAAUUGGCAUACUUCAAACGUCAUGAUCCUAACACAGCAGAAGAGCAAGAGAUGAUGGAAAACCUGUUUGAUUGUAUUUGUUCUUCACUCAUGUUUGCACCAAACAGGGAGAAGUUUCUGAAAGGCGAAGGGUUGCAGCUAAUGAAUUUAAUGCUUAGAGAGAAAAAGCUUUCUAGAAAUGGAGCCUUAAAAGUUCUUGAUCAUGCCAUGAGUAAUACAGAGGGAACAGAUAACUGUAAUAAGUUUGUGGACAUCUUGGGGCUUCGAACUAUAUUUCCACUUUUUAUGAAGACCCCUAAAAAAGGACAAAAAAAAGGUCUUUCUGGUGAAGAGCAUGAAGAACAUGUUUGCUCCAUAAUUUCAUCAAUGCUCAAGAAUUGUAAAGGUACACAGCGACAGAGGUUACUUAACAAAUUUACAGAAAAUGACCAUGAAAAGGUUGACAGACUGAUGGAAUUGCAUUUUAAAUAUUUGGAGAAGGUUCACUAUAUUGAUAACCAGAUUGAAAAAGAGAAGGCUGAAAUACGUUAUAAUGAUGAAGAAGUUGAUGCAUCAAUGGAAGAAGAAUUUUACCUUCGUCGAUUGGAUGGAGGACUCUUUACCUUACAGUUGAUAGAUUUUGUUAUGCUUGAUAUUUGUAGUUCAGGAUCUCCUUCUAUCAAACAGAGAGUGUUGCAAAUGCUGAACCUAAGAGGAGGCUCCAUAAAAACUAUCAGAAAUGUAAUGAGAGAGUAUGCUGGAAACUUAGGGGAUUCUGAGGAUUCUGUAACUAAAGAGUCAGAACAACAGUACAUCUUGCAGUUGGUUGACCGGUUUUGACCUGAACCAAAUGUCUUUUUAUUUGUACAUAGAGGAACAGCAGUGAGUUUUGUGUUGUUUAUAAUAUAUUGUUUUUAUAUACAGUUCAGUGUCAGAUUAAAUCCAGCAUAUUUCAUACCAAAAUGAAAAGCUUGUGACUGAUUCCUAUGAAAUAUUAAAAUGUUAUAGUGGAAAUUCUC
Limulus polyphemus (Atlantic horseshoe crab) is the source of this 2000-nucleotide messenger RNA. Its product is annotated as beta-catenin-like protein 1. NCBI's taxonomy places the organism in Eukaryota, Metazoa, Arthropoda, Merostomata, Xiphosura, Limulidae. The transcript is spliced from 17 exons. The record is from RefSeq and is a predicted model, not a curated record. Gene Ontology annotation, cellular component: spliceosomal complex. Bases 103 to 1821 code for a protein of 572 amino acids.